AGCGGUCCCUUCCAACCCCUACAAUUCUACAAUUCCCCCAAAUGAUUAGAAGCACAGCUACAAGGAAACUGCCUAGCUGCACUCACUUGGUUCCUGCAUCAACUGUGCACAAAAGGAUAGACAUAAAAUUGGCCUUGAGAGAGAGCAGAAAGGACAGAUAUGCCUAGGCCAUACAAUUGCCAGUGAAAAGGAGGCUGAGAAAUUGCUCUCCAUCUCUCUGGCAUUCAAGGGAUAGAUAUUUUGGUGAUUUUUGUGACUAAGAAAUGAACUCAGGAAUGGUAAUGAUCUCCCAGAGAAAAGCCUGGAAGUCCCCAAAAACUGGCUAUGGGGUCAGGCACUGAUGAAGAGAUGUUAUGGUUUCCCACCAAUUAAACCACAAUUUAGUAUUUUGGAUUUGAAUCAUGAUUGCUUUGUUGCUUUCAGAAUGACACUGAAAACUUGCCUGGUAGAAAAUGCAGAUUCACAGCUGCUGCUGAUUGUCGUAACUCCUUUGAUGUCAGCAGUUGGAAGGAAGAUGAACAGCAGCUGAGGGGCUGUUUAACUCCUUUACACGAAAAAGUCACUGCCACGCACCAGUAUUUCCCAGGGAAGCCCUGUGAUUGUUCUAGAGAUCAGUACUUUAAAAAAAGAUGGAGUUGACUGACUGUCAGUCCUUGCAGUGCACUGGUCUCAUUCCAGGAGCUAUACACCUGAAUGUUCUUGGGAAGAUGAGAUGUACUGAUCCUGCAUUGCCUCCGCAUCCCACUCUGGUAAUUGCUCAUUAUUUAGCAGAAGGCUUACGUUUUCCACACCUCCAUCAACUGAAUGGGAAUGAGAGGGUAUCUUUUUUAUUUCAAGCAGCUUCAAAUGCCAUGUUCUGAAUUUCCAUUAGCGGGUGGUAUGCCACCAUCUCACACUUACUUCUAAUGUGUAGAAUAUUCACCAGUUGAAAUGAGAAUGGAUUUGUUUCCCAGCUCUGAUUAGCAAUCUUUCCAACUAAACUUUAAAUUUGGAAGAGUUGUCUAAGUUCUUGUUCCUUUAACUCAAAACUGCAUUGGGCUCUGCUCUGCUACCAGACUGCUGCAGCAACAGGAAGCCCUGGUAUUCAAGGGACUCUGAGGCAAGGUUUGCUGGCAGAAGUAACAGCCUUGAUUUCAACAAUUCAGCAUGAGCUAAAUGGAAACACACACAGCAAGGCUUCUUGCUAAGAUCAACGAAGCCUCGCUAUCUUGCUAUCUGAUAAGCAUCCAGCCUCUUGUGCAAUGCUUGGGUUUGUUGGUUUUUUUUCACUCCUGUGCGGUCCAGCAGACUGGCUAAUAAUUUUGCAAGCAACUCACAGAAAGAACUGAACAGGCAUGCAAAACGUCAUUUUAAAAUGUGAGUAAAGAGAUGGGGGUUGUUCUGAUUUCAUCCCCUUUAGAAGGAAGUCAUCAGCUGGAAACAGUCUCGUACAGCUCUGGCAGGAAGGGGCUCAGGACUGGCCCUUGCAUUUCAGACACCAGUUUCAUGACUCAGAUAUCCCCUGCUAUGAAAGGGCGGCCAGGAAUGCCCCAUUGGUACGUCAGAUGAAGUGCAGCAAGUCUAACAGAACAGAUUCUUGGAUUAAUCUGUUUUUAAAAGGGAAGUGCAAAUCUGACCACAUAGUUUUCCUGAAGCUUGGCUAGGGUUUCCCUGCUAGGACUCGGGGGAGAUGCUCUCAGGGGAUCCAGCCAAUGGAAUCCAGCCCACCUCGGGCACGUCGAGGGCAGCGGGCAGGAAUGACGGCUGGCAUUUCGGGCAUGGCCCCGCUCUGCCGGACCCACCGCCUCCACACCGCACCCGGACGGCUCACCCGCGCCGCCCGCCGGGCAGGUGCGAGGUCCGGCAGGCUGAGCUCUCCCCGGGGAGCCCCGCAGGCCGUGCCGCUCCGGCACCGCCGGGCGCGGACAGGGCGGGGAGAAACCCGACCUCGCGCCUGAGACGGCAAUGGGGUUCUUGCGGCGCAGCAAGAGGCGGCGCGGCGGAGCCGUCACCUCCCGAAGGCGCCCAGCACCGAGCGCACCGCAGCUCCCCACUCGUCCUGCCGACAGUGGUCGCUGUGAGCGGCGCGGGUCGCCCCGUCCCGGGGCAGGGCACGGGGCAAAGCAGGGCGGGGCUGCCUCUCUCCGGGAGCGGAGCGGGAAGGCGGUCGCCCGUCUGCCUGGUGCCGGCCGGAGCCAUGCGGAGCUGCGGGCGGAUUGCGCGCUGGGCCGCCCCGUUGCUGCUGCUAUGGCAGUGUCUGCCGACGGCGCGGACCUACAACGUGGACACCCGGCACCCGCUGCUCUUCCGCGGGGACAACGGCACGUUCUUCGGCUACUCGGUUCUCCUGAUGGGCCACGGCGAGGAGCGCUGGCUCGUGGUGGGCGCCCCGCAGGCCAGCUGGGCCGCCAACAGCUCUGUGCUCAGCCCUGGGGCCAUCUUCCGCUGCCGGAUCGGGAGCAAUCCCCGCGGGAGGUGCGAGCAGCUCCAGCUCGGCAAUCCAAGUGGGGAGCGCUGUGGGAAGACUUGUAUAGAAGAACGAGAUCAUCAGUGGCUGGGCGUCAGCUUAUCAAGGCAGCCCAGAGAAAACGGAUCUUUUGUCGCUUGUGGACACAGGUGGAAAAAUAUCUUUUACAUAAAAAAUGAACACAAACUCCCAUAUGGUAUUUGUUUUGCUGUCUCUUCUGAUUUUCGAACUGAGCUGAGCAGAAGAAUAUGCCCAUGUUAUAUAGACCAUGUGCGAAAGUUUGGAGAAAAUCAUGGGUCAUGCCAGGCUGGAAUGUCCAGCUUUUACAUGGGGGACCUAAUUAUAAUGGGAGCUCCUGGAUCAUUUUAUUGGACCGGUUCCGUUUUUGUAUACAAUACAACUGCAAAUACAAUCCAUACUUACACAGAUUCAAAUAACCAAGUGAAAUUUGGCAGCUAUUUAGGGUACUCAGUUGGAGCUGGACAUUUUCUGGCAUCUUCUAGCACAGAAGUAAUUGGAGGGGCUCCCCAGCAGGAGCAGACUGGUAAAGCAUACAUCUUUAGCAUUGACAAGCAACUGAAUAUUCUGUUUGAACUAAGAGGUAAAAAGCUUGGUUCUUACUUUGGGGCUGCAGUUUGUGCAGUGGACCUGAAUUCAGAUGGCCUCUCAGACUUGUUAGUUGGUGCUCCCAUGGAAAGUACCAUCAGAGAAGAAGGAAGAGUUUAUGUCUAUAUCAAUUCAGGUUCCGAAGCAAAGAUGGUAGAACUGGACAUAAAGCUCAGUGGGAGUGACUCAUAUGCAGCCAGAUUUGGGGAGACCAUAGCCAAUCUAGGAGACAUUGACAAUGAUGGUUUUGAAGAUGUAGCAAUUGGGGCUCCACAAGAAGAUGAUCUAAAAGGAGCUAUUUAUAUAUACAAUGGCAGGGAAGAUGGAAUAACUCCAUCAUUUUCACAGAGAAUACAAGGACAGAAAGUCAGUGCUUCUUUAAGCAUGUUUGGACAGUCCAUAGCAAGUGGUAUUGAUGCAGAUAACAAUGGUUAUCAAGAUAUAGCAGUUGGUGCAUUUCUAUCUGAUUCUGCUGUGGUGUUGAGAACAAAACCGGUGAUAAUCGUUGAAGCUUCCUUAAAACACUUGAAGUCAAUAAAUCGAACUAACUUGAACUGCAUUGAAAAUGAUCAGCCUGCCAUCUGUAUGAAUUUGGAGGUAUGCUUCACCUAUACAGGACGAGAAGUACCUGGUAAUAUUGAAAUGUUUUAUAAUCUGAGUGUUGAUGUGAAGAGAAAAGUGGAUACACAAGCAAGAUUUUAUUUUUCUGCCAAUGGAACAUCUGACACAACCUCUGGAAGUAUAAAGAUCUACAGAAAAAAUAUUGCCUGCAAAGGUCAUCCAGCAUUUAUGAGGAAAGAUGUAAGGGAUAUCUUGACUCCUGUACACGUUGAAGCAAGUUAUCAUCUUGGGCAGCAUAUUCUACAGAAAAGAGAUACUCAAGAAUUUACUCCACUCCAACCUGUUCUUCAAAGGAAGAAAAAAAAAGAUAUUAUAAAAAGCAAGUUUGUUUUUGCAAGAAUUUGUUCCCAAGAAAACUGCUCUGCUGACUUGAGAGUUUCUGGAAAAGUUGCUUUUCCAAAGCCUCAUGAUAAGAAAAUGUACCUUGUUGUUGGAAGUACGAAGACUGUGUUGUUGAACAUUUCUCUGCACAAUGCUGGAGAUGAUGCAUAUGAAACUGUCCUCCACAUUCAGUUCCCUAAAGGCCUUUAUUUCAUCCGAGUUCCGGACCUGGAAGAAAAACAGAUACACUGUGAAGUAUUAGACAAAGAUAUUCAUGCAGUGAAACUUGAGUGCAGUGUUGGUUAUUUGUAUGUAGAUCAAAAAUCAAAGCUGGAUUUCAGUUUCCCUUUGGAUGCAAGCUCUUUCACCAGAGCAGACGACGACCUCAACAUCAUCAUUAAUGUUAGCUGCAAAAAUGAAGAUGAGCACUUGUUACUGGAUAACAUGGUAACCGUAGCUGUACCUCUGAAGUAUGAGAUUGAGUUAAAUGCUCACGGGUUUGUAACACCAGCUUCAUUUGUUUAUGGAACAAAUGACAAUGAAGCAUCAGUUACAUGUAUGGAGGAGAAUAUCAACUUCACUUUCCAUGUUAUCAAUGCAGGACCAAGCAUGGCUCCAAAUAUAAACUUAGAGUUAAUGAUACCUAAUGCUUUUCCACCCCAUGACUUCAAAUUAUUCAAUGUCAUGGAUAUCAAGACAACAGUUGGAGAGUGCUCCUACAAUGAAUAUCCCAGAAAUUGUAAUGCAGCAGAAAAAUCUGAAAACAUAUUAAAGGAUGUUGUCACUUUCUUUUCAAAGCCUGCUAAAAGACAAAUGUACUGUAUGAAAAAUGACAGCCUUUGCUUACAAAUACACUGCAAGCUUGGAAACAUGGAAAAUGGAAAAGAAGCAACCAUUCAGUUGCAACUGGAAGCUACUCCUUCACUUUUAGAAAUGGACGAUGCAUCUACAUUGAAGUUUGAAGUAAGAGCAACAGCCUCACCAGAAAAGAACGCGAAAGUUAUUGAACUACAGAAGGACAAGCAAGUUGCAUAUGUCUAUUUGGAAGGAGUGCACCACCAAAAGCCAAAAUACCAUGUCACUGUAUCAAUUAUUGGAAUAGGCUUAAUAGCUGGAAUUACCUUGUUUUUGCUUCUUUCACUUCUAUUAUGGAAGAUUGGCUUCUUCAAAAGGCAAUACAAACCAGUCCCUCAGGACAUGAAUAGAAGAGACAGCUGGAGUUUUACAAGUGGGAACAAAGAUGACUAGGAGGACAAAUAAACCAUGUUUUGAAAUGGAGAAUUUAAGGUUCAGGUUAAUUCUCAGGAGAAACACCAGUGAAACAAAAAGUGGUCAUGAGCUCACUUGCCCUUACAAAACAACCCUGUGUUUCCUAGAUCCGUACUGAUGACUACAUCUUAAUAACGUUCAGUUAUUUUUCUAAUGUGAAAAUGGUAAAACAGUUUCUGUUUUUAAGCCUUACAGUGAUAUCUGAAAUACCAUCUCUGGUUUCAAACCGACAGCAAAACACUAAAAAUAAAGAGAAGAAUAAUUACUUACUGGAAUGAAGAUGUCUGAGAAUGUAAAGUGUGAGCAAUCCUGGAAAACAAGAUCUCAAACAUUAGCAUGAGUUAAUUUUAUGCAUUUUCAAGUUUCAGUAAUCUUUUGAUUAGACAUUCAAGAAGAAAUACUCCCUCAGCCUAGUUUGGCAGUUUUACAAGAGUACAUUAGCUUAAACCAACAGAAGGACCAUAACUAGAGUGCACAGAUGUAGAAAACGACUAUCAGAAGUUCUCUCAGGCUUCCAAGUUAACCUCAAAAAGCUUUGGUUUCACAGGCACAGCUCUACAGUAUUGGAGAUACUUAGUCAGGCAAGCCAGAGCCAGGAAAGAUAAAGGUAAAUUUACAACAGGGAAUUCUGUGUGGUAGCCUGGACAUGCAGCACAGAAUCCUCUGUCAGCUGUAGAAAGAACAAUGUAUAGGAGAUCAUAAGUUGUAGCCAUCUGUAACAUGGUAUUUGCAAAAAUGACAGAAUUGUUUUGUCCUUUCCUCAAAUACCAGCGCCAUGAUGUUUUGGACUUCUGCAGUGAAAUAUUUCUAUGUGAGGUUUUUUUAAAGCAAAUAUUUAUUUUUAUUUAUUUGAAGAUUAUUUUUUUUAAUAAUACUUAGUCUUUUGUACUAUUAUUCUUCCAGUAUCUGAAAACAGCAGACUUCACACGAUGAGAAAACAAACAAAUGCACCCCACCACGCCAAAAGCCAUCUGUACUGUGCCAAAUUUUAUCUUUAGAUUGUCCACCUGAAUGUAUGUAAGAUGACUUUUGGAGGGCUAGUGUGGGUUCUUGUGAAGUUGUUAGUUAAUAAUCAUCUAAAUUGGCAUCUACAGAACCAACCAGGUAGAAAGGCAAAUGACUGAAUAGAAAUAUGGUUUAAACCACUGAUCUGCUACUACAGGAAGUUUCUUCAGCUAGAUAAGUUUGCACUGCCACCUAGCUUUGGUGAAAUAAAUAGUACAGUCCACGAGAAAAAAGAAAACAACAAACCAUGACUGCUCCCCAGUACAAAUGCAGAAUCUACAGUAUCAUCAGUAACUAAAUUGAUUCUAACAGCAGUACGUCAUAAGGCCAUUCUUGCCCUGACUUAACGUCUUUCUGAACUGUAAGGAGAAACAAGUUUAACACAUACAUACACUUUGAAGCUGUACCGUCAUAUGAGAUUUAGUUCAAAAGCAAAGCAUAGUGCCUUCAACAAACACUCUUGCAAAUGGUUUGUAUUUGGUGCCAGAGAAUCUAUAUUGUCCACAUAUUAUAAAGGCAUUGGGGACCAUUUUUAUAAUUUCCAUUUGUUUAAUUUGAUGCCAAAGUUGUGGAUCCCUCUAAAGUAAAUUCUAUCUCAAAAAUCUUAGGCAGUGUAAGGACAAAUGAAUGUGUAUGUAUUUUAAUAUAAAUAUAUGUAUAUCAAAAAGCGUGUGAAGAAUGUGAAGAAUGAAAGUAAUUCUUGUAAGUCUAUGAAAUAUACAAAAUGUUCAUCUUCCAAAUGGCUUUAGUGAUUUUUUGCACUUUAACCAAAAUGGCUUUGAACAUAAAUUUGUUUGAUAUUACAGCAUAUAAAUAUACCUCAAAUGCUGGGAAAAGCAUUAAAAUUCUUUUUAGUACAAACAAUGCAAAGAAAUGAAACUAAAGCAUUUUAUUUAUCUGUGAAUUAGUUUACAUAAGUCAGUAAAUGUGAUAAUGUUGCCUUGGAAUGCUUUCUAUUUAGAUUUUGUUAACAUGUAAAUAUUGGUUGCCUGUUCUUAAGAUAUGAAGCAAAAGUCAAUUUGCUGUUAGAAACAAGGUUGACAAAAACAGAUGUACACUGUCUUAAUGGUGGCAAAAUUAUAAAGCAUAACUUGAUUUUACUUUACUAAAGAGAACUCCAACAAGUUGAGCACAAAUGCUGUUUCUUUUCUAAGUUCUUCUGUUAAUGUUCAGUUAUGUAAUAAAAGCAGUUAAAUCUA
Molecule: messenger RNA, 7467 nt
Organism: Coturnix japonica (Japanese quail)
Lineage: Eukaryota; Metazoa; Chordata; Aves; Galliformes; Phasianidae
Gene: ITGA4
Product: integrin subunit alpha 4
Biological process (GO): cell-cell adhesion; cell adhesion mediated by integrin; cell-matrix adhesion
Cellular component (GO): integrin complex; external side of plasma membrane
Molecular function (GO): integrin binding
Source: RefSeq, a predicted model, not a curated record